Marasmius oreades (fairy-ring Marasmius) is the source of this 1320-nucleotide messenger RNA. RefSeq lists its product as uncharacterized. The transcript is spliced from 4 exons. Lineage: Eukaryota; Fungi; Basidiomycota; Agaricomycetes; Agaricales; Marasmiaceae. Bases 246 to 1169 code for a protein of 307 amino acids. The record is from RefSeq and is a predicted model, not a curated record.
CUUCCACCGUAACAAUAGCUUUUGCCUUUUAUCUUGACUCGUUCCCAUACGUGGUUUCCUGCUUGGCAACCUCUCAGACAAUCCAAACCAGUGUAUGAACCCUGUGCAAAGUCCUUUCACGAAAUUGGCAGGCUCGCACAGGAAUUCGACGACCCCUUUUGAUAUUGAAAUCUCCUUGUUCCGGCUUUUUUAUAUAAAGGGCAUUUUUUUGCAGCUACGAUCUGGUCUCACACCGUCUCCUUUUCAUGUUCGUGCCCUUCAUAUCCCGAAGAGACACUCGUUCAUCCGGAAGGUUUGACAAACGGAAAGGAGGAGGAGGAGGCGGUCGAGGUAAAUCAUCCAGUGGGAAAAAGUCUAGUAGUGGAAAGAAAAGUGGGGGUACCAAGAGCCCGUUCACAAAGACGAGCAGCACCAAUGCAGGAGGCCGGAGUCGACCAAUGUCUUCGUACGGUUCCGGUGGUGGAGCUCCUAGUGUCAUCCCAGCAGGCCAAUUCUUUGCUGGCCGUGCAGUAGGUGGAGGAUCUCGGAGUCAAAUAUUCGGUACAAGAACGUACGGAAGCGGCUAUCCAGGUAUAGCUGGACGCGGGGUCGCUGGACGGGGAUUUCCUUUCUUUUUUUGGCCCGUAAUAUGGGGAGGUGCGGUUGGUUCCGCUAUCGGAGGAACCCAUUCCUACCUCUACACCGACGAGUACGGUUCUCCGAGCAACACCUCACGACCCGGAGGCGCCCUCUAUACUACUUCUUUCCAGUCAACUUCCUCGACACAGACUGUCCUUCGUAUUGUCGCAGACAACACUACCAUUAUCGACCUCGUUACGGAUAUCAACCGAAACUGCUCGACGUUUAUCACGCCACCAAACUCAAACGCCGCACCGUUCAAUACGUCCGCCCCUGCACCUAAGCCAGAGCAGGUCAUACAAUACUACCGCUCUAGCAGUGUGGCUCUGACUUUGGAUGGCUACAACAACACGGCUGCAUUUGCAGCAGAGGGCACUAGGGACGUGGACUUACCCUCUACAGUCGAUAGCGGUAUGAUCAACUGCGUCAAUCAAACGAUUGGUGUGAGUGUCCCGCUGAUCGACGGGAGUGUAGGAAGAUUCGGUGCGAUACCUAGUUUUCAGGUUUUCGGAAUAGUAUCGUUGGUGUGGUUGCUGGCGGGCAUGUUCUAGGACUCGUCCGACUUCGCUUUCACUCUGGACUUUACGAAACACAUAAGUAGCUGUAUUAUUGAUCUAAUUGUAACUUUCAAUCCUUAUAAGUAGUUAUACCCACGGCGUGGCAUAUUCUUGUCAAUUAUUAUCAUCAUUGAGUCGUUCGGAC